CUCUGGUCCUCGCCAAAAAGAGACGCUUCUAAUGUGCGCGCGCAAAUGUAGCUCCAUUUGCUGCGGGCGCGCACACACACACAAAGGGAGUAGGGAGAGAGCAUCAGCUCUGUCUGCUGCACAGUCCUGUCAGCGCAGAUUUCAUUGUCUCCAAGCCUAGAAAGGAGAGUCCCCGGACAGCAGGGAAAACUCCCUCUGAGUGGUUUAAAUUGCGCGUUGGAAGCGGCUGCUUCUCAUAACAUGACGCUCAACUGAGUGCGGGUCUCUACGGCUGCGACACCUGCACUUCUCCGUUGCCCUCUUUUGUUUUGUCUCUCAUCUCUGCAGCUUGCAGCCAUCAGCGCCCAGGAAAAAGGAAGAGGAGGACGUGGCGGAGUAGCAGGAGCGGUAUCGGACACGUUCGUUGUUCUCCCCUGCCUGCUGAGACAUCCCGGGUCAGCCGCUGCGGGUGCGCCUGGAGUGCCCCGUUAACCGGAGCUUUGUGUAGUUUGAACGGGACGUUCUCCUUCUGUCUCAGAGAAUCAGCAGAACAAGGAGACCGAGAUCUUUUGAGAAGGAUUUUUGUUUUCAUUUUUGGAGGAAAGAAGGGACCAGGAGGAGGUCAGGAGAUGCGCCUCCCGGUGCUCCUGUGCGUUGCGGUGAGUCUGUGCGCGGCAGCCAGCCCGGAGGAGAACAGGAGCUGCACCGACCUGCGGCGCUUCUACACCGGCAAAGGGUUCACUCUGGAAGGGGUUCCUCAGACGGAAAUCUCAGGUGAACAGCUCAGGAUGUGUCCUCAGGGUCAAACCUGCUGUACCAGCAGCAUGGAGGAGAGGCUCGCCAACCUGAGUGCCAAAGAGACAGAGGGACAGAUCAGAAAGGCCGGCAGGUCCCUGCAGACGACUUUGAACACUCUCCGAACAAGCUUUCGCUCCUAUUUCACUGACCUGCAUGGCCAUUCUGAGGGCUCCCUGGAACAGGUGUUGACUCCACUCGGGGCCCUUUACUCGCAGAACACUCGCCUGUACACGGAUCUCUAUGCAGACCUCUAUCUGUACUACCAGGGGUCAUCUCUCAGCCUGGAUGAGAGCCUGUCUGAUUUCUGGUCCCGCCUGCUGGAACGACAGUUCAAAAUCUCUGCCAACACAGAUGCCAGUCUAUCAGAGGAUUAUCUUGAAUGUGUUGCUAAGCAACAGGAGACGCUGAGACCCUUUGGGGAUGUCUCACGAGACAUGAAGGCCAAGGUGAUCCGGGCUUAUGUCACAGCGAGGUCAUUUAUCCAGGCGCUGUCAAUCAGCGAAGAAGUCGUCAAUAAGGUUCUUAAUGUCUCUCUGGGUCCAGAGUGCUUGAAGGCUCUGAUGAAGCUGGUUUACUGCCCCCACUGCCAUGGCCUGUCUUCUGUCAAACCCUGCUUCAACUACUGCUCCAACGUCAUGAAGGGUUGUUUGGCCAACCAGGCUGACCUGAGCCCAGAGUGGGACAAUCUGAUAGACACAAUGAUUGAGGUGGUGUCCAGUUUCAGCACAGAGCCCAGUCUGGAUGCGGUUCUCUCCUCCAUCCCGGCUCGAAUCUAUGAGGCCGUGCACUACCUGCAGGAAAACAUGAACACCUUCACAACCAAAGUGUAUCGAACAUGUGGAAGUCUGGAAGAAUCUGGAAGAGGAAGUCCCGGCCUCCACGAACAGAAGACAAAAAGCAGUCAACAAACCGCACUGGAAUAUAGACCAUCGCCGACUGCUGGGCUCAGACUGAAGGCACAGAUGUUGGAUCUCAUCAAACAGCUUAAGGUCAUGCAUCAGUACUGGGUUAAACUCCCUGUGGAACUCUGCAAAAAACUGGCCGCAGGAGAAAGCAAUCAGGACAAAUGUUGGAAUGGAAAUACGAAAGCAAGAUACCUGCCAGAGGUGAUGGGUGACGGUUUAGCCAAUCAAAUCAACAACCCUGAGGUGGAGCUGGACAUCACAAAGCCUGACAUGAAUAUACGGCAGCAGAUCAUGCAGCUCAAAAUCAUGAGCAGCAGGCUUAAAAACGCUCUGGACGGCAACGAUGUGGACUUCCAGGAUGCAAGUGAUGACAUCAGCGGCUCAGGAAGCGGCGUGUGUUCAGGUGGUCUGUGCGCGCUCAGCAGGCCAGGACUGUACACCUUUACACCAGACAGCAAACCAGCCGGUGCCUCUGCGCCUCAAAGGUCCACCGUCAGCCUGCUCCUCCUCCUCCCACCUGUGACUAUCCUGCUGCUUCAGCGAUGAUGGGCCGCUGCCUCCUGUCAGGACUGAGGGGAAAAGACUGGAACAUUACUUUGCCAAAAAUGUAUUUCUAAGAAAGACAUCUCAGCCAACUAAUGGACAUUCGCAUUAAUUAAGACGAGCGACUGCGAGUUUUGAUUAGAAAGAGUUUGCUGAUGGAUUCUUUUGUUCAAACGAUGAGGUUGUCAGGGGAGACGGAGAUGAUGUCCUUUUAGCUGCAGCGGUGCAAUCAGCAGGUGCCCUUAUUUGUAACGUGUUUUGGGGAUGUUUUUCUAUUUUUUUUCUUUACAACUUGAGUCAAAGUUGUAAAUCCAACAAAAAAAUGUGUGUACGCUGUGAAUGUUUGUGUACAUUUAUCUUAAAGACUGGCACAACAUGGAGCCAUGAAUGUACUCAUAACCUUCAAUGUUGUCGUUUGGGAAAUGUUGGCUAAAAAAAAAACAUUUUUUGGGGAUGAUUCAACAUAAAAUGUCAAAAAAUGUAAUGAAGUGUUAAAAAAACUUCCAUGUUCAAAAAGAUACUGAUGAUUUUUUGACAGCUCGCUGUUUUUUUUGGAAGUAGUUACAUAAGAGCCUUCUCAAAACAAGCACACACAAGCAGUGACGGAGAAACUGUGUACACGCCUGCCUGAGAUAAACAUAAAAAAAUAACUGAAAUGUGUCGUCAACACAGAGAUAAAAAGGUCAAGAUGAUGAGUGUUGUGUUCACUGACAAAUCCACGCCAUGGGAUGAACUGAAGGUUAAACCAAAGUUUCUUUGUCAAAAUAGAGGCAUCACAAAACAGACAUGAUCCACUCUGAAAUCUGUUCCGUUUUGUGUACAUAAAAGAUAGCUGCCAAAUUCUGCCCACAUUUACCUGCUGAUGUGUUUCUGAACUGAGCAUGCCUUUCUGGACUCUGUGAUGAUGCAAAUAAAAAACUUUGGAUUUACA
Messenger RNA from Oryzias latipes (Japanese medaka), 3156 nucleotides. It is a transcript of the gene gpc1a, whose product is annotated as glypican 1a. Gene Ontology annotation, molecular function: fibroblast growth factor binding. Gene Ontology annotation, cellular component: extracellular region; synapse; cell surface. Gene Ontology annotation, biological process: cell migration; regulation of protein localization to membrane; negative regulation of fibroblast growth factor receptor signaling pathway. Lineage: Eukaryota; Metazoa; Chordata; Actinopteri; Beloniformes; Adrianichthyidae. The record is from RefSeq and is a predicted model, not a curated record.